AAUGUUUAGUAGCUGUCGAGCUGUGCUAGUUUAGUUCACGUCAACCGCCUGCAAAGGGAACAGGCAAGGUAAUGACAGUUGACAUUAAUUUUGAAAUGUUGUGUUUAGUGUGCUGUUUCUAACCGUUUCUUUAAAGAAUGAUUUCUUUAUUUCAUUUUAUGUUAAUAUUUUAUUUUAUUUUAUUUUAAUGUUGUAAACAUUUCAGACAAUAUAAGUGACUUGAUAGGACGUUGCCAACUCCAUUAUAAUAUGGAAAACUAUCCAAAGAAGGACCGAAAGGUAAUUAGUAUAAUAUAUAAUAAAGAUAUCCCUUAUAUAAAAAAUAAUAUUUCAAUGCAUUGAGUGGCCAUGUGUUUGCUAAUGAGAUAUAAGUUGAAAAUUUGGCAAAUUAACUAAUGAAUUUGUUUCAAUUUAAAUAGUGAUCAAAGUACCAUAUGUAAUUACUUUUUAUUAUAACGUUUUUAGUUUAAUCAGACAAUAGUUUUAGAUUUAAAGUCGAACGUAAGAGCAACACUGACUAAGCUAUUGUAAGAACAGCAUUGACAGUACUGCUGUAACAGCAACACUGACUCUUCUGCUGUAAAAAAGACUGUCAGUUAAUGUAUGUUUCAAGAAUUUAGUACAGUUGCUAACUGGGAGAGUAGUCAGGUUGUUUUCAAAAAGAACGAUCUUUGAUAUGGAAUAACUUGCCUUGAUAGCGUUGACUUUGACUUUAAACAGAAUUUUUAAAAAAUGCCGUUUAUGAAUAAGAAUCGUUCAUCUCACGCAUACAUUGUACUUUGGUAACGCACAAAAUAAGUCUUGAGACUACGGAAAUCAUAAUUAAAUCAAAGAUCGCUCAAAAGAAUAUCAUUAUGUUUCAUAUUAUUAUUAGUCAUUGUUGAGGAACAAAAAAGUAAAAAUUGAUCGCAAUCGUCUAAGUAUACACUCUCGGUGAAACCUUUAUUCUGUUUGUGCAACGGUCGUCUAAUCAGUCUGGAUUAUGCAGAGGUGUUAUAUUUUUCUGCGUGACAGUCGUGUACGCUUCUGUCAUGGGUUCAUUAUUCUGGUCCUCGAGUUUUCUUUAGUAAUGCAUUUCGCACCUCAGUUCAUUGUUAUGGAUACGCAGCAUUGAGGAUCCAUCACUUUUUCAUAGACCACCCAAUACAUCACUUGAAAAGGUGGUUUGAUUUGUUAGUGAAAAUCGGGAAAAUCAAAAGUCGGUACUGCGGGAAAUAACACAAUUUCCGGGUUAUCAUGUAGAUCAGGCCUGAACAACUCAAAACGGAAAGUGGGCCGUAAUACUUUAGGAAAAACUUGUGCGUCCCAAAAGAAAGUAAGAAUUGACUUGUGUGGGCCAAAAGAAAGUAAGAAUUGACUUGUGCGUCCCAAAAGAAAGUAAGAAUUGACUUGUGUGGGCCAAAAGAAAGUAAGAAUUGACUUGUGCGUCCCAAAAGAAAGUAAGAAUUGACUUGUGUGGGCCAAAAGAAAGUAAGAAUUGACUUGUGUGGGCCAAAAGAAAGUAACAAUUGACUUGUGUGGGCCAAAAGAAAAUAGGUCAAGGGGGAAAACGCUAUUUAGAAAAUAAUAAGAAUAAGGAAUAUUUCGUUACUUCACGGGUUACAAAGGGGGUGCUGGCUAGCUGCAUGUGGCCUUUCGGACCGUAUGUUGUGCAGGGCUGAUGUAGAACACCGUUCGGCUGCUGAUUAACAAAUCAAGAUUAAUACCGACUGUAGAAAAAUCAAUUUUUUUCAACUGAAUUAGUAAAUGACAUUCAAAAGCCACCCAAACAAACAUAUUUUUCUUAAAAAUGAGUGAAUUCAUUUUCAAAUUGAUGUGUCUGUAGUUCAGUUCUUUUAAAACGAUGCUUAGUUUUGGUGACAGUAAACAAUGUAUCCUUUCUGACUUGUAGUCAAAACCAUGAAUCAACCUCUAUAACUUCCAUCCGCGUGAACUCUAGAAAAGAGACACUUAUCGCAUAACUCAGUUACACUUUUUGAUAGAACCAAAUUGGAAGAUAAUGCCCUCCACAAAGAAAUUUGUUUACGCUGAUUCGGUGCUCAUACCACAUGUGAUCCUUUCAGGAAAACCGUUUGACAUUAAAAGGUGUCUCAGUUACCAAUACAUGUUUAUAUUGCCAUGACCUUGAACACAUAUCUACAUCAGAGUUUGAGCGUGGGCAUUGACCUAACGGAAUAUUGACGUAGGCAGCUGGUCAGUUUAAGUUCCUCCUACUCACUGAUGUCUAAGAUGAAGUGAAGAACCUCAUGUUUAGUUGACAAAGAAGUAUUUAGAUUUUUGUCAUGAUUUUCAAAAGCCAAAUUAGCUAUAUGUUGUUUUAUUUUUUUGGUCGGCUUUAUUGUCUGAAUACGAAAUCUUUUCUGGUCACUUAAGAAUGGAAUCCUAUCUUUCAUUUGUAGAUACGCCACGACUAGAAUAUGUAAAAAUAAUCAGUGGAAUCAGUGUUUAAACCAUAGACAAAAAAACUGAUAAAACCGGUGUUCCAACUCCAAAAAUCCAUACGAGUGAUACUGCUGAUGACAGCCAUACGGGUUGUAAAGACUUCUUACACAUGUACACAUGCAGCCAGAUUCAGACAGAAUGCCGAGACACUUUGAACACCAUCGUUAACGUUGUAUUCUCUCUUUCCAGAUUUCAACAGAGCUGGAUCUUUUGCUGCUUGGAAAAACUGGAAACGGCAAGAGUGCCACGGGCAAUUCCAUACUUGGUUACAGGGCUUUCAAAGCUAGUGCCACGACGACGUCACUUACCAAAACAAUUAGCAGCGAUGUGGCGGUUUACAAAAAUCGUCAACUGACAGUCGUGGACGCACCGGGAGUGGUCGACACGCUUUCCCUUACUGAAGAAAAUGUGGGUGAGGGUCUUAAGUUCGUUACAGAAAAAUUAUCAGACGCUAUAGCCAUGAACCCCAGAGGCUAUAACGCCUUUCUUCUGGUGGCCAAGUAUGGGAACAGGUUUACGCAAGAAGAGUUUGAAGCCGUAGAAACUCUGAAUAAAAUAUUCGGAGAGGAUUUCGUUCGGAAGUUUUGUAUUUUGGUCAUCACCAACGGGGACAGCUUUGAAAACGAUGCCGAGGAUAAUAACGGUCCAUCAUUUAAAGAAUGGUGUGAUCAGCAAACGGGUGAAUUUGAAAAUCUGUUAGCGGAGUGUAACCAAAGAGCGGUAUUGUUUAACAACGGUACCAAGGAUCAGGAGAAGAGAGAGGAUCAGUUGGAUAAUCUCAUUGAAAUUAUCGAAAAGCUUGAUUCUAAAGGCAGACGUUAUACGAACGCGCUCUUUGUCAAAGCGCAAAAAUCGAGAGAAAAAAUGUUGAUUGAAUCGCGUGUACCUCUCAUCUCGGAUGAAACUCUGAAAGAAACGAGGCUGAUAUUGCAAGAUAUGCAAGUGGCACUGUCGAUUCAAGAUCCGGCAAAACAAAUUUCAGAAUUGAAUGAAAUAUUGUUACAUGUUCAGCAAAUUGUUGGUGAAAUUCAAGACCAAGACCGAGGUACGGGCGCCCUGAAUGGUAUUCUAGAGACAGUUCAAUCCCUCGAAAAUUCUCUUAAAUAUGAGAUUAAAAUAGCUCAGAAAAUUAUGGAAGAAAGAAACAGGCUUAGUGAGGAAAAAGAGAAAAUGGAAGAGGCGAUUAGAGCAGAAACGGAAAAACGCGAAAAAGAACUACAUCUUCAAUACAGGAAGGAAAUGUCACUACUAAGGCAACAGCUUACCCAAACCGAAGAACAAUACAGGGCAGUAAGAGAUGAACACAACAGCAAAAAAACUAGUGGAAGCUGCGUAAUACUUUAAAAUGUAUUGGCAAUAAAAAGAAGGAUUUUAAAAUUAUAUUCAAGUUUUAUAUAUUUCAUAUUGCAUAAACUUUGUGAAGUAAAUUUCCCUUUUCUUUAAAAUUUAGAAACGUACACAUUUUUCUGAGUGUAAACUUAGGUCAUGAAAGAAUAAAUAGAUAGGUUGUUUGUUGGGUUUUUUUUAUAAAUAUUUGGACACAACAAUUUGGUGAAACAUUUUGCUUCACUUGAAGUGAACUUAAUUCAUUAUUUGGUUUUUGAUUGAUGACAACCUUGAAAAGUCACCUUUUUAACCCGCUUGUUGUUAACAGAUGACAAGUCAGUCUGGUUACACUUUUAAAUGUUCAUUUUUUUUCGGAAUCUUAACUUACCGAUUAUGAAAGAGAAAGUCUUUUUUUUUUCAUAUUACGGCUGUGAAUUAAAUAAGCCAAACAAUGUCAGUGAACGGUUUUGAUUUUUUUUUAUUUACCCCGGCAUUAAUUCAUUGAUUGAUCUCUUCAAUUCAAUCUCAAUUUGUUUUUAUUUCAUUGAAUAUCAAGAAACAUGACUAUAAUGAGAGAAGAACAGACAGACGAAACCCUUAAAAAAAGAAACAACAAUCUUGAAAACGUAAAUCAAUUCAAAUGCCUAGGAUCUUUAAUAAAUGAAUGAAACGGUUUACUAACAGAAAAACGAGAAAGUAUAUCAGCCGGUAACAGGGCAUACUUCAGUAGUCAGAAUAUACCCAGAAGUAAAAAAAAAAAAAAAAAUUACAAUAAAAACAAAGAAAAUAUUUAAAAAACUUUAAUCAGACCUGUUGUCACACAUCAAAGUGAAACUUGGACCCUAACAAAAACGUCAGGAAACCUAUUAACACAUGGGACGGACAAGUUGUCGGGAAAAUAUAUGGACCACCAACUAAGAAAUUCGAAUGGAGAAUACGAACCAACCAGGAAUUUUACAGCCUGUAUCAGGAUCCCACGCUAGUAGAACAGAUAAAAAGGGGCAGGCUAUGCUGGAAAUAUUGUCAAAUGACAGAGGAGGGAAGAGGCUGCAUCACAAAAACCCCAGGGGAAAACGGCUCAAAGGCAGACCUAGGCGUAGAUGGAUGGAUGAUGUGGGAAAAGAUCUGCAUCGGCUGUGAAUCCCAGCAUGGAAAAGAAAAGCAUCAGGACUGUGACGGCCCAGGGAUGGCUGAAUAUCAAAAGACAAAAAGAGACUAUGUUUUGAUUAUAGCUGUAGUGUAUUCUGAUGAUUUACAAUCAAAGGACAGUUGCUGCACCCUUCCCUGUGUCCAGACUAACUUUCGAAAAGAAAGAGAAAACAAUUUCAAUUGUUGGCACUGCUGGUUUUUUUUAGUCAGUGUGUCGUUUGUCUAGUAUGUAUUAUCUCCCAGCACUCAAUAGUUCAUCUGACAAGUUUCAAUGAUAGUUGAAUAAACAAAUAAGAUGAAUUAUCCAACGAUAUUAAUUGUCCAAUGUGAUGAAUUGUCAAAUGAGAUGAAUUUUAAAAUGAGAUGGUCAUUUUCCGUACCUAGAUUUCUUAUUUGUAAAUAAAAAAUUUAAUUAGAAAAAAGAAAAAGUUUUUGUGUUAUAAAUACAAUUGAUCAGCAAUGGUUUUAGUCCUUAAACAUAAAAAAUAUGCCUG
Molecule: messenger RNA, 5411 nt
Organism: Lymnaea stagnalis (great pond snail)
Lineage: Eukaryota; Metazoa; Mollusca; Gastropoda; Lymnaeidae
Source: the annotation of a GenBank genome assembly